AUGGUUUCCGAGUUGGACCUGAAGCAUCUGUCGAAAGUCGACCUGGAGGAGAAGUUGGAUAACGUCACUACUCAGGUCCUGAAGUAUAAGAUCACCAACGGUAUUGUGAAGGACGAGGGAUCUGUGGCGCAGUUUCGUGGGGAUCUACCAAUGCCUACGCACGCCGCAAUGAUCGUCAGCGACGUGGAAGGCUUUCGGAAGAGCCAUGUUGCCUAUUUCGGCGCCGCCAAGGACACGCGGGAUGGAUCUUUCGUCGCCGACACAGAAAACAACCUCGACAUCGGUAUCAAACAACCCGGCGCCUUUCGGCACUCUUCUUUCCUCCGCGGCUCCCGAAUCUCCGCCGCGGGAUUGAUAACGGUCAAAGAUGGCCAGUUGCGCAUUCUGUAG
Messenger RNA from Letharia lupina, 390 nucleotides. RefSeq lists its product as uncharacterized. NCBI's taxonomy places the organism in Eukaryota, Fungi, Ascomycota, Lecanoromycetes, Lecanorales, Parmeliaceae. Bases 1 to 390 code for a protein of 129 amino acids. The record is from RefSeq and is a predicted model, not a curated record. The transcript is spliced from 3 exons.